AUGGAGUCGCUCAAGGAACAGGAUGUGGAGGCCGAACUGACUGCUCGCCGUGCGCGCCUCCAACGCCUCGAGCUGGAAGUCGCUGAAGAGCGCGCCGCCAUAGCACUACUUGAACAGACACAGACCCGUACAUUGCCCAAUCUUCUCGACACUCUCCCCCAGGAAUUGCGCGAUGAGAUCUGGGGCUACUGCGUCGCCCCCGGCAAGGUGUUUCUCAGUAAGAAUCGAAUCGCGUGCGAUGUACGCUUUGACGACUUCGACGAAUACGAAAAGCCACACUGGCAGCUGCUCGCCGUUAGUAAGGUUAUCCGACACGAGGCCGCCAAAGUCAUGUUCGAACAGAAUCAGUUCAUUUGGCCGCACAUGAUUUCAGGCUUUGGAAUGCUCAUCAAGGGGAUUCCGAGCCGGCUCCUUUCCACUCCGAACGACAUAGAUCUCAACGUCUUCGCGCAAAGAUAUCUUCGAUCCGUCAGUAUGACAUUCGACCUCCGUUCUCACAAUCGAAAUAAUCCUCUUAUGGAUGUGGCUUACAUGCGCGUGGAUGCGAGCAAAUACAUUGCGCCAUGGUCUGGCUUGGACAUCAAUGUACGCCGAUCGUCCGCACAUGAUCAUCUGCGAGUCGUUGCGUAUGGGGAAGUGCAAAACCUACUGGACGCUGUGUUGGACUGCAAGGCUUUGACCAGUCUUGAGUUGGAUUUCACCAACUGUUAUUGUCCAAUGGGGUGUUGUCGGACAAUGUACUCGGUAAUGGACAUGUUUAUUGACGGAAAGUGGCCUUGGCCUGCAUACGUCAGAGUGCUGGGAUCGAAGAAUCAGCGGGAGAGGAGCGCCGUCGUGGAAUCAAUCGGUUGCCUACCUGGAAGACCAGGGCAGACUACGGUUGUUUUCGAGAAGUUCGUGGUCGGCCGAGAGAUGCAGGAUCCCUUCUACGGUGUUUCGCCCUUUUGGAGCCAUCUGACUGAGGAAGAUCUAAAUGUGGAGCUUGGUAGGCAAGAGAUGAAGGUGGAGAGAGUAUGGGAGCCGGACGAGGAUGAGGAGUGA
Cercospora beticola is the source of this 1041-nucleotide messenger RNA. RefSeq lists its product as uncharacterized. The record is from RefSeq and is a predicted model, not a curated record. Lineage: Eukaryota; Fungi; Ascomycota; Dothideomycetes; Mycosphaerellales; Mycosphaerellaceae.